Messenger RNA from Aspergillus affinis, 4665 nucleotides. RefSeq names its product P-loop containing nucleoside triphosphate hydrolase protein. Gene Ontology annotation, molecular function: ABC-type transporter activity; ATP binding; ATP hydrolysis activity. The transcript is spliced from 3 exons. The record is from RefSeq and is a predicted model, not a curated record. Gene Ontology annotation, cellular component: membrane. Gene Ontology annotation, biological process: transmembrane transport. NCBI's taxonomy places the organism in Eukaryota, Fungi, Ascomycota, Eurotiomycetes, Eurotiales, Aspergillaceae. Bases 1 to 4665 code for a protein of 1554 amino acids.
AUGGCAUCAGAUCCGGAAGUCCUGUCCGUCGUGACGGGUGUUGUGGUGCUGGUGUUCAUAGUCAUUAGCAGUGUGCCUGCAUUUGUCAAGACUACUCGUCGAUUGGAAAGGGACUCUCAAUUCAUCCGCCUGGAUGCGUCGCCAAUCGCCAAAUCGGGAUACGAGGAUGAGGACGGCGAGGCGUCGGAGGCAUCGCUCCAGAUGUACUCGGAUACCUGGCAGAAAGUCGCCAUCACUAUCUUCUCCGUGACCGGAUUGGAACUGUCGCUGGCGCUGGCGAUUCUUUCACUUCAGUCCAAGAACCAGAGCUUCUUAGCCGUGCCGUUUUGGCUGCAGACAGGAGGCUGGAUGAUACAAUGCGUCCAGUCGACAGCCUUCUUUAUUGAACCGUCUACCGUGGAACGAUAUACGCUUGGUCUCUACGCGUUCUGGGCCAGCACGCUCACCCUGGGUGUAUGCGGCCUCAACAUUUUCAUCCCGUGGUGCUACGGCAACGACAUCAACUUUAGCCGUGCAUCCACGGGAUUGCUUGUUAGUCAAGCAGCUGUGGCAACGAUACGCGGUCUUUGCUGCACCCUUAUCCCGCGUCGACCGAACAUCUACUUCCAAGGCCAGAUGGUCGAUCAGGAGUUCACAGUCAGUGCGUUCAACCGUUUCACCUACACAUACGUCAGCACUUUACUCCACUACACGGGACAGAACAAAAACUUGGACAUCGAUAAUCUGCCGAAGUUACCCUUUGCAGCGCGUGCACAGACACUGCACGCGCGUUUGGAACAGACCCGAGGGACGCUGAAAUUGUGGAAGACAUUGGUGCUGGGAAAUGUUCGCCCCCUGGUUCUGCAGACUAUUCUCAGCGUGGUGACUUGCGUGCUGGGAUUUGGACCGCAGGUGGCCUUGUACGGUAUCCUGACGUCGCUGGAGGGGAGGUCAAGCGAGUCGGGCCCGGUGACUGCCGCGUGGCUUUGGGUGUUGACCCUUGGCUUGCUGCUGGUCUUGUCUCUAGGGAUCGAGUCCUGGCUAUGGUGGCUGAUCUACUCCCAACUGUGGAUCCCAAUCUACGAGGGACUAUCGGCCUUGGUGUUUGCUAAGUCGAUGCGGUGCAAAGACGCCAAGCACCUGAAACCAUCAACGAAAGAUGGAGAUGAGGAAGUCGAAGACGAGCAGGAGAAAAGUAGACAGAGUAUCAUUAAUUUGGCUGCCGUGGACUCGAAACGCAUUGCGGAUUUCGCCACCUUCAAUUACCUCAUCCCAUCGUGUCUCAUGAGACUCGGCAUUGCCUCGGCGUUUUUGGUGCAUCUCAUCGGAUGGCGCAGUCUACUAGCAGGCGUUGCUAUAGCUAUCUUGGUCACUCCGGUCAACGCGUUUCUGACAAAAGGGUACGCUUCUGUGCAGCAGGACCUGAUGAAGGCGAGCGACAAACGGACGUCAGCCGUGACGGAGGUCCUCCAGGGUAUCCGCCAGAUUAAAUUCGCCGCCCUGGAGAAAGAAUGGCAAAACCACAUCACGCAGAAGCGAGAGACUGAGCUGAAGUUAUUGUGGAAAACCAGUCUCUACACUACCGGCAUGGUUUCGGUGUGGAUCUUAGGACCAUUGAUGCUCUCGGCAGUCUCCCUAACGGUAUACGCACUGAUCCAUGGCGAAUUGUCUGCCUCAGUCGCAUUCACGGCAUUGUCCGUAUUUGGCAAUCUUGAGUCCGCAUUGGCUAGCUUGCCAGAUCUGCUUUCCAAAGCGAUGGAGGCCAAGGUGAGCACUGACCGUAUCGAAAAGUUCCUCACAUCCACCGAAAAAGCUCCACACACACGAGAAGUCCAAGAGAUAUCGUUCGAAAAUGCAACACUUUCAUGGCCCGCAGAUGAGUCGAGUGAAGAGCAGAAGGACUGGGAGCGUGACGACCGAUUUGUCCUUCGCCACCUGACUAUGCGAUUUCCCCAGAAAGGCUUGAGUGUGAUUGCUGGAAAGACGGGUUCUGGGAAGAGUCUUGUCCUUGCCUCGCUUCUGGGAGAAUGUGAUGUGUUGGCUGGAUCUGUCUCAGUACCACAUGCUCCCGCUCUGGACGAACGAUUCGACCACCGUGCCACGUGUGACAAUUGGAUUAUCGACACCGCCAUCGCCUAUGUAGCGCAGAACCCCUGGAUCGAGAAUGCCACGAUAAAGGAUAACAUCUUGUUUGGACUACCCUACAACUGGUCUCGAUACCGCAAGGUGCUCUUUGCAUCUGGCCUGGAAAAAGAUCUCACGAUGCUACCGGACGGCGAGAUGACCGACAUCGGGGCAAAUGGAAUCAACCUCAGCGGUGGCCAGCGAUGGCGAGUGUCCUUUGCUCGUGCUUUGUACUCUCGCGCAGGAAUCUUGGUCAUGGACGACAUCUUCAGCGCGCUGGACGCGGAAACCGGUCGACACGUUUACGAGCAUGCCUUAACAGGAGAACUGGGCCGAGAUCGAACGAGAAUUUUGGUGACACACCACGUGGGGUUGUGUCUGCCGCGUACUGACUACUGCGUGCUUCUGGAGAACGGGUCGAUGUCGCAUGCGGGCACAGUGGAAGACCUGGGCAAGAUGCAAGGACUUACUGACGUCCUUCAAAAUUUGGCCAUCGAGAGAGCGGCUAAAAGGCAGCAGGCAGAUGAAGAAGAUGCAGUUUCGCGACGAAAACGUUCCUCUGUUGGUCCUCCCCCGGCUGCAAGCGAUGAGAGUCCUCGGAAGUUUACGCAGGACGAAAAGCGAGAGACAGGAGCCAUCUCUUGGGGGGUAUAUAAGGCGUAUGUGAGCAAAGGGAAUCGCCUGCCCGUGUGGGCGCUCACCUUUCUGGCUUAUGCUGUGUUCACUGCCCUUCUGGUCGGCCGUUCCUGGUGGGUGAGUCUGUGGACGAGCUCGUCGCAUACGUCGUCGCAUCCGGUGCACACUGUCAGUCUUUGGCAUCACACCCUGAGCACCACUAAGUCGUCUAUCGAUCCCGACCUUGUCUUCUAUCUCAGCGUGUAUGUUGGGAUUUCUGUUGCCGCAUGUGCAGUCGGAACUCUUCGAACCCUCUCCCUUGCGUUUGCAUCGCUUCACUCGUCUCGACAGAUGUUUGACGAUCUUCUCGCCGUUGUGCUACGAGCGCCUCUUCGAUGGCUGGACACCGUUCCUCUCGGUCGCAUUCUGAAUCGGUUUACGGGAGAUGUCUAUAUGCUUGAUUGGCGACUUGCCUACGACCUGGGCAAUCUGGUAUUCAAAAUCCUUGAGCUUGUGGGCAUUAUCGUGGCAGGCGUUAUGGUCUCGCCGGUUAUCAUGGUCUUCGCUGGCUUGCUCCUUGUCGUAUGUGUUCAGAUGUCCUCGACCUAUCUCGGUGGCGUGCGUGAAGUGAAACGCCUGGAAAGCACCGCCAAAAGCCCCGUCAUGGAGCAAUUCGGGUCGAGCCUUGUUGGACUUACGACAAUCCGCGCGUUUAACAAAGUCGACGUAUACAUCCGUCAGAUGUACGAGCGCAUUGACCGACAUGCGCAGGCAGCAUGGAACCUCUGGUUGUUUAACCGAUGGCUGGGAUUCCGGAUGAGCAUCGUGGGAGCCCUCUUUUCGACCGCCACUGCGGCCUUCGUUGUUUACGUUCCCUCUAUAUCCGCUGCCCUCGCUGGCUUUGCCAUGAGUUUCGCGCUGCAGUACAACUACGCGGUGGCUAUGGGGCUGCGCUUCUACGCCAACGUCGAAAUGGACAUGAAUGCGACCGAGCGAGUUCUCGAAUACACGGCCAUGGAGACCGAAGACCAAGGAGGCAUCGAUCCACCCGCGGCAUGGCCGACCCGGGGACACGUUGACGUUGAAGAUCUCCAAGUGGGCUAUGCCCCUGAAUUGCCUCCUGUCCUGGAUGGGCUCAGUUUCACCAUCGAGCACAACCAACGCGUCGGCGUAGUUGGGCGCACCGGAGCCGGUAAAUCCUCACUUACUCUCGCGUUUUUCCGCUUCCUCGAAGCCCGACAAGGCCGUAUCACGAUCGACGGACAAGAUAUUUCUAAAAUCAAACUCCAAGCCCUACGCAGCCGGCUCGCCAUCAUCCCACAAGAUCCGGUCCUGUUCUCCGGAACCGUUCGGUCCAAUCUCGACCCAUUCCACGAGCACACAGACCUAGAGCUCUACAACGCACUCGAACGCGUUCACCUCCUCUCCUUCGAGGACACACUCACCCUGGGGUCACAGUCCAGUAGCCAAGAUCCCCUCAGCGGCAGCGAUACGCUCUCCUCGUCCUCCGCCUCCUCAACCGCAACGACAACCCAACCCAAACCCGCCAACGCCUUCGCUUCCCUGUGGUCUCCCAUCUCCGAAGGAGGAUAUAACCUCUCGCAAGGCCAACGCCAACUUCUCUGCCUGGCGCGGGCCAUCGUCUCACAACCCAAGAUCAUGAUCCUCGACGAGGCCACUUCCGCCGUGGACAUGGAGACCGAUGCGCUGAUCCAGCGAUCCAUUCGCGCAGAAUUUGGCCGCAACAGCUCUCUAAUGGUGAUCGCACAUCGGCUCAGCACAAUCGCGGACUUUGACAAGAUUCUCGUUUUGGAUGCCGGACGGGCGGUUGAAUUUGGGACGCCGAAGGAGCUGAUGCAGAUCAAGACCGGCGUCUUUAGGAACCUAGUGGAGAGUAGCGGUGAGAGGGCAGUGCUGGAGGAGAUAAUCCUUGGCAAGCAGAAGUAA